AUGGGCGACGGUGACGUUGACGUGGUGGCCACCCUCAUGGCCAUGACCAGCUGCAGCGAGGAGCAGGCGGUGGGCUACCUCGCCAACGCCAACUUUGACCUCGCGGCGGCGCACUCGCUCUACGUGGCGGAGCACGAGCCCCCGCCGCGAGUGGCGCAGGGCGUGCCGUUGCCGUCUGAGGCGCCGGCCUCGGGUUCGCCAAGGCACACGACAGCGCCGUACCUCAUCAGCAGACUUGACGGUGGCGUGGGGGCAAGCCGCGAGUCACUUCCCACCGCCUCACCGGGGCAUCGGAGGCCAGUAGAUCCCUUCACCAUGCAAUUCUCGUCUCAGCCCGAUACGAGUUCUGAUGCCGACUCGACCUUUGCACUUUUCGCGCCGCCCCAGUUCGUUAACGAGACGGCCACAUCCUUUUCACGAUUCUGUGAGCAGGCGUUGGGCAGGGAUCAGUGGGUCCUGUUAAGUUUGCUUGGGGACAACUUUGCAAGUGUGCGCGUCAACAGAGACAUCUGGUGCUGUGAGGAAGUGCACGAGACACUUAACAUGUUUUCCAUCUACCAGAUCAGCGCGACUUCGCCGCGUGGGGCGCAGUUGGCCCACGGAUACCGCAUUGACGUGGAGCGGGACCUCCCAACCUUGCUCAUUGUAAACCCCCUCACCACAAAGAAGGAGACCCGAAUACCGUUAAACGUGAGGGAAUUAGCUAUUGAAGUGAGGGAGGUUGCGGAGACGCUGCUUUUGUUUGUGGCAGAACGGGGGUCACCUUCGCAGUGGGAGGAAAAGAAACACGCUGCGCGCGGCGCUGCGUCGCCCCCCGUUGAACUCCCCGGUUCCCCGGUUGUAGUUGAGGAUCACGCCGGCGACGCGCCUGAUGCUGUGGCCGCACAGCCCGCGCAGGAGGAGGCAGGGCCCGCGGUCGAGCUUGUUGACAUCAGCCCGUACCUAGCGGAGGAGCGCGAGGCGGGCGCCUUCUCCCUCCGCUGCCGGCUACCGAAGGGCCAGUUGACGCUGCAGCUCAAACCGGAAACCCCGGCGCGCCUGCUUGUGGAGUACUUGGCCUGCCGCGCCUACCAGGACCAGCCGGAGGCCUUCCCACGCGGCGUCCCCGCGUGCUCCCUGAAGGCCGGGUACCCGCCGAGGGAGGUGACGGUCCGGGACCGGGCGGUGCAGCUGGCGACGUGGGACGCGGUGCGCUCCGGGGACACGGUGUUUCUGCACAUCCAGUGA
Molecule: messenger RNA, 1227 nt
Organism: Trypanosoma conorhini
Lineage: Eukaryota; Euglenozoa; Kinetoplastea; Trypanosomatida; Trypanosomatidae
Product: UBX domain protein 7
Exons: 1
Coding region: 1-1227 (408 amino acids)
Biological process (GO): proteasome-mediated ubiquitin-dependent protein catabolic process
Cellular component (GO): nucleus
Molecular function (GO): ubiquitin binding
Source: RefSeq, a predicted model, not a curated record